Molecule: messenger RNA, 954 nt
Organism: Trichobilharzia regenti
Lineage: Eukaryota; Metazoa; Platyhelminthes; Trematoda; Strigeidida; Schistosomatidae
Source: the annotation of a GenBank genome assembly
AUGGCUCGGUCUAGUCAAACGAAGGAACAUGGAAUGAUCCAAACUGUUGUGGUAAGAAAGUUACCAGCAAAUAUGGAUGAAGAUACGCUCAGAAAAAUUGUCCCGUCAGCUAAGACAUUGGUUCUGAGCAAACGAACAGAUUCAAUUAAAGCUCUCAUCACAUUUUCUACGCAGAAAGGCUAUUUUGAUGCAUUGUGUCGUCUAAGAAGAACUAAUUUUAAUGGUAUCAAGCCAGUGAUAUCAUCUUUUUAUCCAAAAUCUAAUGAUAAAUGUAAAAUUGAGCCAGAAAAUGUUGAGUUAACUAUUCAAGAUUUACCACAAACAAUUACUGUAUCUCAGCUCAAAAGGGAAUUUCCCACAGCAGUAUCUAUAAAACUGAGAGUAGAUUUAUGGGAUAUAGGAAACCGCUCAUGUUUAUUAAAAUUUCAAUGUUCUGAAGACCUCGAAGAUGUAUAUGAAUCAUGCCAUCGUAGAAUGAUUGGUGGUCAAACUAUAAAAGCAGUUGUCGGCGCCCAAUCAACACUUCACUAUGAAUUAUCUGAAGCCAAUGAUAUACAAGGUGUUUGUGGAAUAAAACUUAUUCAAGUUUCCCAAGAGAUUAAUGAUGAUAAAAUACGUGAACAUUUUCCUGAAGGUUCUUUAGUUGAAUACCAUUCAGUGUCUAAUGGUGAUUCAAACAACACUAGAAAUGUAUUCAUUCGUUUCAAGAAACAACCAUUUAAUUGGCCACUUAUUAUCAAGCUUAAAAAUAACGUAUUUUCUGGGAAACAUUUCGAAGUUCGUUCAUGGAAUUGUGAUUCAGAGGCAACAGGAAGUCAUAGCGAGGAGAAGAAACACUCUGAAAAAGAAACUGAGAAUGGCUCAUCCAAUAAAUCAGACAAAUGCAGCUACAGUAAUCCUGAUAUCGAAAUGAAAUGUGCAAAAAUUGUUUUUCCUGAAACUGAACCUGAAUAA